This is a messenger RNA of Papilio polytes (common Mormon), 4988 nucleotides long. RefSeq names its product F-box/WD repeat-containing protein 7 (gene ago). Gene Ontology annotation, biological process: proteasome-mediated ubiquitin-dependent protein catabolic process; ubiquitin recycling. The record is from RefSeq and is a predicted model, not a curated record. The coding region runs from base 283 to 2634 and encodes 783 amino acids. The transcript has 11 exons. Gene Ontology annotation, molecular function: ubiquitin binding. Gene Ontology annotation, cellular component: nucleus; cytoplasm. NCBI's taxonomy places the organism in Eukaryota, Metazoa, Arthropoda, Insecta, Lepidoptera, Papilionidae.
GCUAUGCUUUCUGACCAUUGUGUUUGCUGUGAAAUUAAGAAGUGCACAUUGCAAUAUUCUUCCAAUGCAUCUUCAAUAACGUUUUAAUAUGUUUUAGUAAUUAUUUUAAGGUGACUAAUAUCAUACAAUUGCUGGAGAAAUUAAGGGACUUUGUGAAUAUAUAAGUAAUAUCCAGCUAUCAGCAAUACUAGAAUAGGACUUGUCAUGGAAGCAGCAAUUUUUACAUUCCAUUAGUGAUAAUUUGUGAUAUAUUUAUUGGACAAGCAAUAACUUCUAAACACAAUGGAGGAUAACGGUGCCAAUGCAGAUCAUGUUGAACAACCAACAAAUCCAUGCUUCAGAGAGCGCAUAGAUGACAUUGAACGAGAAGAUUUCGAAGAAGAGAAUCGCAUUAUUAAACAUUGUUCGAAUUUGAUGAUGGAUGGUGAACUUACAGCAUCACCUCAUUUUUCUGGCAAUUUGUCAAGCAUUAAUUCCAGUUUGGCUUCGAGUUCUGAGACAAUUUCUACAUUAUCAACUUUCACAGCAACUGAAUCAAACCUACCAGGAUGCAGUAAGUCUGAUGAUAUUGACGACUGUGAUUUACAGCUCAAAUACUUAAAUCAUGAUCCAAUGAUGGGAUUCUGUCCUAACAAAGAAACAAAGAAGGUUGAUUUUAUGGAGAAACUCAUUAACAGUGGAAUACCUGAAAAGAAAGACAUUCCCAGGGGCAAACUUUACAAGGGUGACUGUGAUAAUGAUAUUGCAGAUAAUUCCGAUAUGGAGAGUGCUAGCAGCUCGUCCGGACAAACUAGCCAAACCACAAGCUCCAGUUCUGAUAGUAGCAGUUUUAGUGUACCAUCAACGUCUAAUGCGGAAAAAUUACUUGGCCUUGGCAGCAGCGGGCUGAAUUCCCACCACACUGUUACAUCUGCUUUCUUGCGUAAAUACUCUGAAGACGAGGACGAUUCCGAUUACGAAAUAGGAGGUGGCAACUUGCGGUGCACUUGUGACUCUCCGCACGGAGAUGAUGACGACGGCGACGAUGACGAGCCUGAUCUAGAGCAAAGAGUGUGGUGCAAACGUCGCUAUGAGUCUACUUCACAUCACUCCGUUAAGAGGUUUUGCACUGACGGUGCCAUAUCAUCCUUAGCUACUUUGGAUUAUAACCCAAACACUACCAACCCAAAUAUAAUAGCUCAGAAGGUUCAGGCAUCGCCGGAGCUCAAACAGUGGCUUCAAAGAUUCCAAACAUGGUCCACCAAAGAGAAGACCUUAGCAAUUGAUGCUUUGGUUACCCGUUGUGCUGCAAGUGACGUGCGCUACAUGAUGAAGGCAAUUGAGCCCCUAUUCCAACGUGACUUCAUUUCCCUGCUGCCAAAAGAGCUCGCCCUUACCGUGUUGGGCUAUUUGUCUCCAAAGGAUCUCCUUAUGGCUGCCCAGACUUGUCGUUAUUGGAGAUUUCUUGCUGACGACAACCUGCUAUGGAAAGAGAAAUGCCGACGCGCUGGUAUAACCGAACUGAAGAAGAUACCACGCAACGUGCCUCGUUUCGCGAGCCCUUGGAAGGCGACCUACAUGAGUCAGACGAUCAUUGAAAACAACUGGAUGAUCAAAUCUGUUCUGAACCCUAUCGUGAUGCGAGGUCAUGAUGACCAUGUUAUAACUUGCCUCCAGUUCCAAGGGAACCGUAUCCUUAGCGGCAGUGAUGAUACCACUUUGAAAUUGUGGUCCGCUAAUUCUGGAAAGUGUCUCCAUACUCUGGUUGGUCAUACUGGCGGCGUUUGGUCGUCUCAGAUGGUGGGUGACUUGGUGAUUAGUGGCUCUACCGACCGCACCCUGCGUGUAUGGAACGCCAACACUGGGCAAUGUCUUAAAGUGCUUGCGGGACACACCUCGACUGUACGCUGCAUGCAUCUCAAUCAGAAUAGAGUUGUGUCGGGUUCCCGCGACGCUACACUGCGUGUGUGGUCGAUACCAGACGGCCGUUGCCUUCGCGUGCUCGUCGGCCAUCUUGCUGCGGUACGAUGCGUCCAGUACGACGGUAAAGUUGUCGUCUCCGGCGCAUACGAUUACUUCGUCAAAGUAUGGAAUCCAGACACCGGUGAUUGUCUUCACACUCUCGCAGGACACACUAACCGUGUGUACAGUCUUCAGUUUGACGGUAUCCACGUGGUGAGUGGUUCUCUGGACACAUCGAUCCGCGUUUGGGACGUGGAGACGGGCCAACUGAAGCAUACUCUCACCGGCCACCAGUCGCUCACCUCCGGCAUGGAACUGCACUCCAACAUCCUGGUCUCCGGGAACGCUGACUCCACCGUCAAAGUCUGGGACAUCUCCUCAGGUCAUUGCCUGCAUACAUUGUCUGGACCGAACAAGCACCAGUCGGCGGUGACUUGCCUGCAGUCGAGCAACCGUUUCGUGAUCACAUCAUCUGACGACGGUACAGUGAAGCUGUGGGACGUGCGCACUGGCGAGUUCAUCCGUAACUUGGUGGAACUGAGCUCGGGUGGUUCAGGCGGCGUGGUAUGGCGCAUCCGAGCCUCCGCCACUAAACUGAUCUGCGCCGUCGGCUCCCGCAACGGCACCGAGGAGACUAAGCUUCUCCUCCUCGACUUCGACGUGGCCGGUGCUUGCAGGAAGUGUGAUGAAUAGCAUAAGCUUAACCGGCGCCUCAUGCGCCGAUACGUCAACUUGUAUGCACCCUGGCAUUGUUAAACGACUCGCAGCCCUCACCAUUCGCAAAUUUCCCUGUUAUUAAUCGAUGUGUCCCACUGUAAGGAAUGUUCUAAAACAUCUAAGUUCGUAGAAGAAAUGUUGUGAUGUGUUCCACUGUAAGGAGCAUUCUAAAGCAUCUAAAGUGUUCCAUUGCAAGGAACAUUUUAAAACAAAAUUUGUAGAAUGAUUGUUAGUGAUCGAUAUGUUUCACUAUGGGAACUGUUCCAAUAUUCUUUUCAUCGUAAAUCAAAGUGGAGGGAAUGUUAGUGCGUUGUGUGAGGUAGGUUGCGAUGUUGCCAGUGGAUGUUCGAGUUGUGCGCUAUGUACCCACCGGGCCCGACACCAUUGUUGAAGGACUUCUGUGUAUCCAUGUUGUACUCUGAUUACCUGCAUUCAUACGAUACCAUUUACAUACCAUUACAUAUAUUCAAAUCUAGUAGUAAUUUGUAGAAUGUAUCUAAUCAUAUUCCGUAGCACGAAGUGGUGGCACAAUUGUUUAUCUCGCGUCGCCAAAUUUUCUGUAAUAUUGUUGAAUGGUUUAUUAUCCCAAAGAAUAACGAGUGUGUCGCAUAUUAGUUUAUAAGUUUUAUCUUUAUUGAGAAAACUUUCUUUGAAUUGUCGUUUUAAAACAAUUGAAGGCUAAUUGAUUGAAUUGAAAAAUGAAGCAAUAUUUUACAACAAAUUAGACGUAAAUAGUAGCAAUUUACUUUCUAACGUGAUGUCUUACUGCCGAAACAUCUCUAACUCAGCGUUUAUCGAGAAUGGGUGAGUGUGUUUCUGUAAUGUAUACUCACGGUUAGAUCUAUCGUGUCUUAAACUAUUUUUUUGGGGAUUUUACAUUUGUAUUGGCUAAUUGUAUCAUAAUAUUUUUUUAAUAUUUUCUGCUUAACUCUAUGAGCAGUAUUAGGAGAUAAGUUUGUUUUAAUGUAUUCUGUUUAUAGUUAUUGACUUUGCUGCAAUUUAGCAGCAACAGUAUGUUUUACAUAUCCACAAUAUCGAUAAAUUUUUUUUAACUUUUACAUUGUGUGUUAUAAAUUCAGGUACUGUCUAUUAUUAUUUUUAAAUGUUAAAAUCGAUUCAUUGUUUGUUGAUUUUUUUUGACAUAUACACGUUUAAAUAUGAUCUAUUUUAAAUUAUCUAAUGACGGCUUGUAAAAAAAAAAACAAUUUUCCACUUGCACUUUUCUCUUAGCAUAAUAUGAUAUAUUCAGCACAGCAUUACCAUAAAUUAUUGUCCAAUGUAUAAAAGUAAUAAUUUAUUUUAUUUUUCGCAUAAUAACUUAUUCAAACCUAAUUGAAUAAGUAUCAUAAGAAUGUUUCAACAUUGUUUUAUACGAUGAUUUGUAACAUGAUUUCACGACUGUUGGGCGAGUGCAAAAGAUCUUGGAGGGUCUCGCAAGGCGGCGAGCGCCCUACCAAAAGUAACUGUGUUAAUGUAUAUACUAACAAACAAUAUUGUUUGUGACCCCGCGGUUGCAAGUCUUCUGCUGUGGCUGAUAUAAAGAAUAAUUAAACGAAGACUGAAGCAUAGGUAUAAUAUAAUAUUUAAUGUAUUAAACUGUAGUUACUGUACCACUACACACCACCGUAUCGAGCGAGCUUUUUUUUUGCAGCCGCCAUAAUUAAAUUGUUUUAGUUUAGUUCUAAGUUUUUCUUAUAUCUGAUAAAGUUUUGUAUCUUAAAUCGCUGCUCGGAUGCAAUCAGUCUGAAUUAUUGAAUGAAAUAAAUAACAAUCAAUCAUUAACAAUAUUGGACAUAGUUUAGUCUUUUUAUCUAAAUCACUUGUACAUUAUAGCCUAAUGCAGAUGACAACGUUAUGGUAAUAAUCAUAUUCAUAUCAUAAAUUGAUAAUUUUAAAAUAAAUAAUAUUUUCCUCAUAUCAUUUGUGUUCGUAAACAAUAAGUUUUUAUGUACUUGUAAUGUUUAUUGUAAUCGUUCUUUUAACGAAAUUAUUUAUAGUGCAAUAACCUUAUCUGGGGACAAUAGUGUAACUAAAAUGGAGUAAAUAUUGUCUUGUCUUUUGACAUUUUAGAUAUAUGUAUCUUUUAACGUUGGACCAGAUAAGUUUGUGGGACUAUAAUUGCAUGGCCAGAUUUUAAUAUCAAUUGCAAUAUUUUUUUUAAUCAUUUUUAGACUUUUAAAAUAAGAUUUACAUCACAAAUUGUUCUUUUUAACAACAAUAUCGCAUGUUGUCUUUUUGUACAUCACAAUAAUUGUUUUAAUAUUGAAUUGAAGGAAGAAUCUUAAUUUUAUCGACACAUUUACAAUGUAAUGCAUCACAAUUUAUUUAUU